AUGGAUAUUUUUACGAUAAAGUCUGAUGCAUCAGCGGGCAAGCCACACGAUAGCCAUCUCGGCAAGCUCGCAAAUUCCUCUGUGCACUUCAAUCAGGCGAGUCCCGGCUGCCCGGCGGCCAGCAUACCGAGAAGGACCCCGGCCGGCAGCUCGCACGCAGCUGACUGCACGCCAGUGCUGGCCGGUUGGCCAGUGAAUCUGAUGGCUGAAGAUGAUACUGAGGAUGAAGCUGGAAAUAAGGCUGAGCAUGACGCUGAGGAUGAGAAUCAGUAUGAAGAUGAAGAUGGGGAUCAGGAAGAGGCUGAGGAUGAAGCUGAGGAUGAGGCUGAGGAUGAGGCAGAGGAUGAGGCUGAGGCUGGGGAUAAGGUUGAGCAUGACGCUGAAAAUGAGUAUGAGGAUGAAGAUGAGCCUCCGGAUGAGGCUGAGGAUGAGGAUGAAGAUGAGACUGAGGCUGAAGUUGAGGAUGAGGCUACCCUACGAACACAAUUUGAAAAUAAUACUAAGGAUGAGGCUGAGAAUAAAGUUGAGAAUGAGGCUGAAGAUGAGGCUAAGAAUGAUGUUAAGGAUGAGGUUGAGAAAGAGACUGAGGAUGAUUCUGAAGAUGAAGCUGACGGCAAAGCUGCGAAUGGUGCUGAGGAUGUAGCUGAGGAUAAUGCUGCAGCUGCAGCUGAAGAAGAGGCUAAGAAUGACACCGAGGAUAAGACUGAGGAUGAGACUGAGGAUGAUGCGGAUGAAGCUGGGGAUAAGGCUAAGAAUGACACUGAGGAUGAGGAUGAAUAUGAGAAUAAAGAUGAGGCUGAGCAUAAGGCCGAGGAUUAG
Molecule: messenger RNA, 819 nt
Organism: Sabethes cyaneus
Lineage: Eukaryota; Metazoa; Arthropoda; Insecta; Diptera; Culicidae
Product: sodium/potassium/calcium exchanger 1-like
Exons: 6
Coding region: 1-819 (272 amino acids)
Source: RefSeq, a predicted model, not a curated record